Molecule: messenger RNA, 531 nt
Organism: Heterotrigona itama
Lineage: Eukaryota; Metazoa; Arthropoda; Insecta; Hymenoptera; Apidae
Source: the annotation of a GenBank genome assembly
AUGGCACGAGUAUGUAAUUAUGUUCAAAGGAAACAGUGGAACAAUGCAAUCCGACUAUUCAGCGCUGUAAGUGUUUUGUUCGUUAUUUCAAUUAUUGUCAAUUCUGUGAUCAUUCAUUAUUUUUAUUCCGAUUAGAAAGUAUCUCCUAACCUAAAAAGUCCUGUGCAAGUUGACUUAAUCGGACCACCGGAUCCGAUUUCGAACUUGAGACCGAUUAUUUUCGCAAAGUCUGAGAAUGAGAGCAGAUUGGAAAAGGAAUUCAGAGAAGCCAGAGAAGACACGCAAAUCUGGAAUCAAAAUUUCUGGACGGAACACAACAAUAAUUUUCAAAAGGAACGUAGACGAUUUCAGGAAACCCUGAAAGCACAGGGGAAGACGUCGAUCACCGCGGAUGAUAUGUCAAUGUUUUACAAAGAAUUUUUAGAUAAGAACUGGCAGAUGCACUUUAACUAUAAUAUCGCAUGGUAUAAAAGGAACAUUAAGUUGUUACUCCUUGAGAUCAGAGUAAGGAUAUCUAAAUUAAAACUUAGA